Mizuhopecten yessoensis (Yesso scallop) is the source of this 2200-nucleotide messenger RNA. RefSeq lists its product as uncharacterized. Gene Ontology annotation, cellular component: membrane. The transcript is spliced from 9 exons. The record is from RefSeq and is a predicted model, not a curated record. Lineage: Eukaryota; Metazoa; Mollusca; Bivalvia; Pectinida; Pectinidae. Bases 443 to 2185 code for a protein of 580 amino acids.
AGUACAUGAGUAAUAAGGGGUCUGGCUCGGUCACUUUCCCGUCAGACACUGGACAUUCACACCGCACUUUCCGGCGAGUGUUUCCGGAGAUGAUAACGCAUCGGACAUAGUUCAUGGCCGAAAUCGCUUUCAGAUGUCAUUCAGAAAGACCAACGUAAGAAAAUAAGAUUGUCGAUUUUAAUUUUGAACCGGAAAAAAACGAUGUGUCUGGCCAGACGUUCCUGAAAUAUUGAUGUUGCCCGUCGAGUGAGGUGUGUGAUUUAAUACAUGGUAAACAGGUAACAGGAUUAGAAUCUCCGAUGUGAUUGGAACCUUACAAUAAUUUAAUUAUAUUCCGAACAGAAUUUUCCAGAGAUGGGAACAUAUUUAGCCGGGACUUUUUGCAGUAACAUGUAAGAACGAACGGUCGAGCGUACAAAAUAGUCAAACACAAAGCGGGGAAAUGAUCACAAUGCACGUCACAGCAAUUCCAGAGGUGUUUACUAUACUUGUUCUUGUUGCAAGUUAUUCAGCCACGAAUACAACUGACAUCAUGGAUAUCUCCAUGGAAACAGUUCACGUAUCCAUGGAUACCAAUAUGACACUUGAGGAUGUUGUAUCAGAACUUAAUGCUCUCAAGGUCCAGGUCUUGCGGAACAAACAGCACCUCCGCGAGGAGGUGGUCAACAUUCUUAACAAGAGCCACGAGCACCUACACAAGGAGGGACACGGAAGGACCAGGGCCACCCGGAGGCAGCUCCGCCAGAUCAUGACCCACUUGCGCACACUCAGUCUGGACAUCCGGCAGCUUCAUUACCAGACUAUGUACAUGAGGAAGGGAUUCGAACUCUCACUUAACAACACUAAAACUAGCUUAGGCGGGAGGUUCGAGGGCGUCCUAGGUUCGAUGUCCAAUAUAUCAGGAGCCAUGGAAGCAAUGACGUCACGUGUUGGUGCUUUGGAGGACGGUAUGCGGAAGGCUGGUAUUCCGGUACCAACGACAGAGCCAAUCAUGUUGAUGCGAGCGAUCAGUCCAUUAGUUACCACGGUCCGAGGACGGACGGCCGUGCUGGGCUGUGUUUGGACCGUGUCUGGAUUUGACCAGCCGAACAUUUCUGUUUCAUGGUCAAAAAUAGACGGGGUGCUGCCACCGGAGAGUGUUACAGAGAGCGGUAGUUUGAUCAUACGUGAUGUAGAUUACAGUGAUGAUGGCACGUACUUGUGUCGUCAUAGCGAAAUCGAUGAUGACGUCACAUCGACCACUGUGCAACUCGUCGUAAAAGUCCCAACCCUGACCAUGAAGGCCAAGCGAGACAAUGUAGCGGUAUACCGGGGAAGUAAGGCCAUCUUAGAGUGUGUCAUCACUGGGGACGUUACCGUCACUGCCCCCAUAUACUGGACUCGGUCUAAUGGCGUUCUUCCGGUCCAGUCCAUCAUUUCAGAUGGACGCUUGAUGAUCGAUGAUGUGGUAGUGAGGGAUACUGGAACGUAUGUUUGUGACGUCAACAUAACGGAAGUCGUUGUUAACCCGGGCGUGAUCAGACUCGAGGUGAAGAAAGAGGUGAUGGUGCGCGUGAGGUUCGUAGGAGGCACGGGACCUUUCGAGGGCCGCGUGGAGGUUCUGUACCGGAACCGCUGGGGGACAGUUUGUGACGACGGCUGGGACAACACUGAUGCAGGCGUGGUGUGUCGCAUGGCAGGCUACACGUUGGGCGGUGUAGCCAAGUCCAAGGCCUAUUUCGGAACCGGAAGUGGCACCAUAUGGCUGGAUGACGUAAAUUGUAAUGGGACGGAAGACACUUUGGACGACUGCCCCUCCAACCCAUGGGGAGAUCACUCUUGUUACCAUCAGGAGGACGCUGGAGUCAUGUGCUACGUCGAUCCCUCAUUCUCUGGAGGGUUGCGGUUAUCUGGUGGACGGCUACCCGGUGAAGGUCGAGUGGAGUUCAACCGACUAGGUGUAUGGGGCGCCCUCUGUGACGAAGGAUGGGACGACAGGGACGCAACAGUCGUGUGCCGGAUGCUGGGUUUUGACAACGGAGGGUACCGGAACAGACCGGAAGCGUACAGCUACACUAACCAACCAGCAUGGAUGACAAAUGUCCGUUGCUAUGGAGACGAGCUGGAUAUUUUCCACUGUGGACAUCUUGGAUGGGGUCCUCAUGUCUGUCCCAAUGAUAACUACGCAACAGUGACUUGCGCAUAAUUGUGUUUACUUGAA